GAAGUGAGACGUUUAUUGACAAUAUGGCCGCCGAACUCGGUUUGGAUAUGCAGAAAUGUUUUAAUUGACAGCGCUCGCCGCGGCUGCGACAAUACCCCGUUUUCAGCUCUGGAGCGUACUCGACAGUUGCAUUUGAAUGAAGGGAAUCGCGACUCCACGGGAUGGUGUCAGUGAGCUGAGGAAACGUCCAGAGUGUGAAACCCGUCAUGUCGUUUUUCAAGAGGAAAGCCAAAAGCAAAGAACCUGAGAAAGGGACAGACACUAAAGUCAAUAGAGCUCCAACCAGCCCUCACUCUCCAGGACUGAGGAACCACCAUGCAAUCCAGGAAGCUGCUGGGCCCAGCCAUGUGGCCAUCAGUGCCAUCUCGGCCAACAUGGACUCCUUUGCCCGUGGUCGCACUGCCAUCCUCAAGAAGCAGCCGAGCCACAUGGAAGCAGCGCACUUUGGAGAUCUUGGUCAUUCUAGUGUGAACUAUCAGCCCCAGGAGACACGCUCUCGACUGUCUAAGACAGUGGAUCAGGCCCUUCAGGACAAUGUUGCGAUACCCCACUUCAUGCAUUUCAUGGAACUGCGGGGUGCGGACCAUCUGGUUCGGUUCUGGCUGGAGGCAGAGCGUUUCCGCUCUACCAGCUGGUCACGUGUUAGAGCACACAGUCUAAACUCUGUCAAACACAGCUCCUUGGCCGAACCGGUCCCGGCCUCUCCAGACGGCUCAGAGCUCGCUCAGGAUGCUCCCAAUGCCGUUGCGUGGCACAGUAACAGCGAAGGUGCCGCAGUUCAGUCUCAGCAGCGGGACUCAUCCACCACGGAAGCAGAAGCGAGACCCAGUACACCUCGAACGGCAACCCCCAGCAGGCAGGCACCCUCCAGGACGGGGACCCCCCUCAAGGUGCAGUCAAACAGCACCCUGCGAGUCCUCUCUGACAAACUCAUGAAAAGUAUAGAGAAAGAUGCUGUUACUAUCUUCACCAAGUACAUCUCUCCAGAUGCUGUGAGGCCCAUCCCCAUCACAGAACAGAUCAGAAAUGACAUAGUUGCUAAGAUUUGCGGUGAAGAUGGCAUGGUGGACCCAAACUGCUUUGUCAUCGCACAGAUGGUAGUCUUGACUAUCUUGGAGCAGCAGCACUUUAGUGAAUUCCUGCGGAGCCAUCAUUUCUGUAAAUACCAGAUUGAAGUGUUGACUAGUGGCUCUGUGUUCUUGGCUGACAUCUUGUUCUGUGAGUCAGCUCUCUUCUACUUCUCUGAGUACAUGGAAAAGGAAGAAGCAAUGAAUGUACUGCAGUUCUGGUUGGCAGCAGACAACUUCCAGAACCAGCUAGCAGCUAAAAAGGGCCAAUAUGACGGCCAGGAGGCUCAAAAUGAUGCCAUGAUCCUCUACGACAAGUAUUUCUCACUCCAGGCCACCAACCCUCUGGGCUUCGGCGACACUGUGCGGAUGGAGAUAGAGUCAAAUAUCUGCAGAGAGGGAGGGCCUCUCCCCGACUGUUUCACCACUCCACUCAGACAGGCCUGGACAACUAUGGAGAAGGUCUACAUGCCGGGUUUCCUGUCCAGCAACCUUUACUACAAAUACCUGAGUGACCUCAUCAAUUCAGUACGGGCAGAUGAGUUUGUGAAUGUCAGCACUCCAGGUCAGAGCGGAUCGGCGGACAACGACCGCUCGAGUUCAAAUGCCAGCGAGGCCUCUCAGACUCAGCACGGUGCCAGAAAGGCAGCAAUCAAAAUCCUCAAAAACUUUGACGAGGCGAUCACCGUGGACGUUGCCAACCUGGACCCUGAGGCCUUGUACCAGCGGCCGUAUGCUGGAAAGAUGACGUUUGGGAAAGUGAAUGAGCUGGGCCAAUUUAUCAGGGAGGCAGAGCCAGAGCCAGAUGUGAAGAAAUCCAAAGGUUCCAUGUUCUCUCAAGCCAUGAAGAAAUGGGUCCAAGGCACCUCAGAUGAGGCCCAAGAGGAGAUGGCGUGGCAGAUUGCCAAGAUGAUUGUCAACGACGUUGUCCACCAGUCUAACCACGACAGCCCCGGCAAAGCCACCAAGUUAUGACCCCACUGAGGAACCAAAGGACUGUCACUCCCUGCAGAUUCUGGCCAAGCCAGUGAUAAACUGUACACAGAGUUCACACUGCAAUGAACUGCAUUACUCUGAGAAAGAACAAGGCGUUUUAUCACCUCCCCAACCACCGUGUGUGUGUGUGUGUGUGUGUGUGUGUGUGUGUGUGUGUGUGUGUGUGUGUGUGUGUGGAGCUGAGAGCUUGGAUGAGUGACUGUUUACGCUUGAGCUAAUAGAAAACUUGAAGUACAUCAUUGUUCCACUCUUCCAACUCCAUAACACUAUAAAGAUACACGUGUUGUCACCAAAAAUAAAGCGAAGUGCUUGCAUCAGACUGGAGGAAGCCCC
Messenger RNA from Archocentrus centrarchus (flier cichlid), 2396 nucleotides. It is a transcript of the gene akap10, whose product is annotated as A kinase (PRKA) anchor protein 10. Gene Ontology annotation, biological process: intracellular protein localization. NCBI's taxonomy places the organism in Eukaryota, Metazoa, Chordata, Actinopteri, Cichliformes, Cichlidae. Gene Ontology annotation, molecular function: protein kinase A binding. The record is from RefSeq and is a predicted model, not a curated record. Gene Ontology annotation, cellular component: mitochondrion; plasma membrane. The transcript is spliced from 15 exons. The coding region runs from base 207 to 2042 and encodes 611 amino acids.